GUUACAUCGCACACCUCAUUCGGGCCGAAGCUCAACAAGCUAGCGGGGAACAAAUCUUGUUUCCCCCGCGUUGGAGCUUCCACCACGGCUCCGAACAAAAUUGUCGGAAAAUAAAUAGAUGGCCAGUGACUGCUCCCCAAUAUGUCCGGGGUAUUCUCCAUCCUAUCCAUUGGCCUUUGAGUGUGCCAUUUUGUUGUUUCGAUAUGCACUUCAAGGCUGCUGCUUCGCUGCUGCUCAUCGCAGCCACUGGCGGCGCCAUUGCGGGCCGACCAGCCGAUCCUAAGCUCGCUAAAUGUCCUGGCUACAAGGCCGCUAAUGUCCGAACGACUUGUGCGGGAUUGUAUGCUGACCUUGUGCUUGCUGGUCCGGCUUGCGACGCGUACGGCAAGGAUAUUGCCAACCUGACGCUGUUGAUCAAGGUCGAAGACGAAAACCGCAUCCACGUCAAGAUUGAAGACGCCGCCCAAAUCGCCUACCAGGUUCCCGAGUCCGUCUUCCCCCGGCCCAAGCGCAAGCCCGUCUCACGCAAAAAGGCCAACCUGCAAUUCGACAUCACCGAGGAGCCCUUCUCCUUUCGCAUCUUCCGCAAGGACGGCAACGAAACCAUCUUCGACUCCUCUGCUGCAGGACUUGUCUUUGAAGACCAGUAUCUCCGUCUGCGCACCAGCCUGCCCACAGACACUAACCUCUACGGCCUCGGCGAGCACACCGACGACUUCCGCCUCAAGACGGACAACUACCACCGCACAAUCUUCAAUGCCGAUGCUCCCGGUCUACCCCAGGGCCAGAACCUCUAUGGCAGCCACCCCAUCUACAUUGAGCACCGACCUACUGGGUCCCAUGGCGUCUUCUUGCUCAACUCGGGUGGCAUGGACGUCUUCAUUGACAAGGACGACGCUGCAAAGCAGUACCUCGAGUACAAUGUGCUUGGCGGUGUUCUUGACUUUUACUUCUUUGCUGGCCCGUCGCCCAUUGACGUCAGCAGACAGUACUCUGAUGUUACGGGCCUUGCUGUGACCAUUCCGUAUGCUAGUCUGGGUUUCCACAACUGCCGCUGGGGAUACCAGGAUGCGUAUAACCUUGCCGAGGUCAUCUCCAACUACAGCGCUGCUGGUAUUCCUCUCGAGACCAUGUGGGCGGAUAUCGACUACAUGGAUGGCCGUAAGAUCUUCUCUGUCGACCCUGACCGCUUCCCCAUGAAGAUGAUGCGCGAGAUUGCCGACCACCUCCACGCCAAUAACCAGCACUUCACCCUCAUGGUUGACCCUGCUACCGCGGCGGCUGAUUACCCUCCCUACCACCGCGGUCUGGAUGAUGAUGCCUUUAUCCGUCGCAAUGGGGAGACUUUCCACGCUGUUGUGUGGCCCGGUGUGACUGCGUUCCCCGAUUGGUUUGCCCCCAAUGCCACCAAGUUCUGGAACAACGAGUUUGCCAACUUCUUCUCCAAGGAGAACGGUGUGGAUAUUGAUUUCCUCUGGAUUGACAUGAAUGAGCCUGCCAACUUCUGCGCAUUCCCCUGUGACGACCCCGUCUCCGCUGCAAAGGGCCUGCCUCCUGUUCCCCCUCCUACGAGAACGCCCCCUCGUCCUCUCCCCGGAUGGUCUUGCGACUUCCAGCCUCCUGGCACCGACUGCAAGCGCAGCACUGUCGAGCUUCGAUCUCCUGCACCCGCGCCUGAAGCCAAGGAGAUUGAGAACAUCCAUGCCCGCAAUGCAGAUGACACCCGCUGGAAGGGAUACCCUGGCCGCGAUCUCCUCAACCCUCCCUACGCCAUUAAGAACGUGCAGGGCAUUCUGUCGGCCAAGACGAUCCGCACGGAUCUGAUCCACCACAACGGCCUCACGCAGCUCGAUACUCACAACCUCUACGGCACCAUGAUGUCGUCCUUUUCGCGCGAGGCCAUGCUUGCCCGCCGCCCCGGAAAGCGUCCCCUCGUCAUCACCCGCGCAACCUUUGCCGGUGCUGGCUCCCACGUCUCGCACUGGCUGGGUGACAACAACUCCGACUGGCCACACUACCUGUGGUCUAUCCGCGGCAUGCUAGCCUUUGCUUCCGUCUUCCAGGUGCCCAUGGUUGGCUCGGACGUGUGCGGCUUCGGCUCAGACACGACCGAGGAGCUCUGCGCUCGCUGGGCCAUGCUCGGUGCUUUCCAGCCCUUCUACCGAAACCACAACGCCGAGGGCCAGAUCUCGCAAGAGUUUUACCGCUGGGAGAGCGUCACUAAGGCUGCCAAGAAGGCCAUUGAUAUCCGCUACAGGCUGCUGGACUACUUCUACACGGCCAUGAUGCGGCAGAGCACCGAUGGCACACCUGCCAUUAACCCCAUGUUCUACCUGUACCCCACCGAUCCCAAGACGUACGGCCUUGAUUACCAGUACUUCUUUGGUCCUGCGAUUCUGGUCGCCCCUGUGACGGCUGAGGGCGCAACAUCUGUGGAUGUUUACCUGCCUGCUGGCACAUUCUAUGACUACCACACCAAAGAGCGCAUCGUGUCCAAGGGCCAGACUAUCACUAUGAAGGACCAGACCACCUCAGAUAUCCCAUUGUUCAUCCGUGGCGGCACCGUUGUUCCUCAGCGUGUCAAGUCGGCCAUGACGACGACUGACUUGGCCAAGGAGAACUUUGAGAUCGUGAUUGCCCCAGAUGAGAACAACAAGGCCUCUGGUUCCUUGUACCUGGAUGAUGGUGAGAGUUUGAAUGCACAGAGCACGGUGUUCAACUUUGAGUACGAUGGCAACAAGCUCACAGCGACUGGAAAGUUCAACUACAAGACAGACAGCAAGAUUGUCCAGGUAAUUCUUCUUGGUGGGGGACAAAGAGCUGCCAAGUCCGCAACCACUGUUCAACAAGACCUCAACGGGCCGUUCACUAUCAACCUCUAAGUAAAGUAAAGUUUAUAUUAUACGGGUAGAUAGUAUGUACAUGUUGGUAAUAUGAUGUUAUGAGAUAGCCCCGUGGUUCCGCAGUACUUGUUGUACUUCUUGGUCAGCAUUGUUACAGAUUGCCUCCCAUAACACCGUGCGUCCUGUGUCUGCUUUGUGAUUGACAUUUGCAUUAUAUUUAAUCAGCAGCUUGACAACUUCAACCUUAUGGUGACGGUUAGUGCUUUGGACGGCCAAGUGUAGUGGUGACUCGCCAACCUCUGUGAGAGCCUGGGGUUCGAGGCCAUGUUCGAGGAGUAGCUUUACGGCGUGGCUAUUGCACGCAGCCGCAGCGUCAUGAAGAGCGGACCACCCUGAUGGGAAAGCUUCCUUUACAGGGCGCUUGCAAUGCUCAAGCAUCUCUUCAAAUGUCUCUGGAAAUGCAGUAAAGUAGCACAUGGCUUGCAGCGGCGUGUUACGUUGACAUGGCUUGUCUUGGACUGUCGCCAACGGAUCAGCCCCGGCCAAGACGAGAGCUUUAAUCUUAGCGACCCUACCCUCUUCACUAGCUAGCUGAAGAGGACGUUUGCCGUCAGGCCCUACCACCUCAAGUUCCGCACCAGCUUUUACCAAUAUUUCGAUGUUCAUUUCUGGGUACUCAGCCUGGACAGGUCCUGCUGCGACAAGUAGGGGUGUAAGACCAUCCGGGCCAAUGACAUUAACGUCCGCGCCGUGCUUAAGCAUCGAGCGUAGUAUCAUGGGUGCACCAACCAUACAAGCAAGGUGUAAUGGCGACAGACCAUCUGGUGUUUUUGCAUGGAGAUCUGCCCCACGCUUGAUCAAUUUCGUUGCAGUCAUAGGAUGGGAGCGUGUGCAUGACUUGUGCAACAGUGACAAGCCGCUGUCGUCAAUCUCGUUUGGAUUGGCUUUUCGCUUAAUCAGCUCAUCGACAAUUAUUGGAUACCCGCCUUUGCAGGCUGUAGUGAGAGGUGUCUUGCCUGUAGUAGGGUCACGCAGGCAAGCGUCUGCACCCAAUUGCAAGAGAUGCUUGGAGAUUUCAGUAUGUCCUACUUCGCAUGCAACAUGAAGCGGUGUUCGUCCCUGCCGGAGGCUCCGGUGAUUCUUUGGCACAUAUUUGCAGAGAAGGUUCACAAUUUGUUCGAACCUGAAGGCGCAUGCGACAUGCAAUGGAGUUCUGCCGUCCUUUGCUUCGGCAACAGCAUCUGCUCCUGCUUCAAGAAGCACUUGAACAACUUUCAGUGAACCUUUUUCGCAGGCAACAUGCAAGGGUGUCAAUCCAUCUACUGUUGCAGCAUUGACACUGGCAGAGCAAGAGAGAAGCUUUUCAAUCAGUGGGGGGGCUUGCGUCUCGCGACAAGCAAAAUGCAGCGGUGUCCAGCCCAUGUUGUUGGCAAUAGUGACGUCUGCAGGAGGCUUAUUUUUCAGUAGCCUAUUUGUGGCUGCUACACUUCUCGUAGAGACGGAGUAUGCAAUGGCAGUCAUCCCAUCGGCGCAACGGGCAUUGAGAGGCAUAUCUUUUCGCUUUAACAAGUCCGUCAUGCCUGUGGGACUGUUCUUCUCCGCUGCAAUGUGAAGCCACGUCUUGCCAGUCUCAUCAGGUGCCUUACUAAUCUCAGAUGACGAAAGCAGACGGCGCGCAAUUUUGUCCUGUCGAUUCAUGCAUGCUAUAGCAAACAGUUCAGCAGCCUGGAACUGUACCUUUGCCGACGCCAUAAGAAGCUCUGCAACGGCUGUCCGAUUGUGCUGGAGUGCCUGUACGAUAGGAGAAUGUCCAUCCCUAUCUGGGAUAUUGGGGUCAAUAUCAGGUCUGUUGAGGAGCAGCGUUAUACAUUCUUCAUUGCCAAACUCUACUGCGAGAUAAAAUGCAGUUCUGCCGCGGACGUUCUGACGAUUCAGUUUAAACUUGCCAGAGUCGACAAGCAACCGUACAGUCGGUAUUAGUCCCGUGAUUACAGCCGCGUCAAGGGCUGUCUGAUCUUGCGCUCCCACUCUAUCUGGUUCUGUAAGAUUUUCUAAUAAGAAUUCGACAAUAUCUUUGUUGUCCAUUUCACGUAUACCGUCAAAUGGACAGCAGAUGGCGUUGAGUAAAUUAGUUCCACCCUCGUCUGUUUCGUCAAGAUUGAAGACUGGUAACCGAAUCAGAUCUUUCAAUAUUGUCAAGCGGCCAUAGCGAACGGCCUGUAGCAUGGUGUAAUAUGCUGGCGAGCAUCCACCAAGUUCAACUAAAGAUACCCCUGGCAUGUAGGACUCUGACUUUUGCAAUAAGACAUCCACAACCUCGCGGUACCCGAGAGUGGUAGCGAUUAUUAGAGGAGUCUGUAGUCGGCAUAGUAGUUGUCUUUGGUCCUUCAAAAGCCUCUUCCAACUCCUAUUGAUCUGCAGAGAGGUAUAAACAAUGCCGGGGUUAACACCGGCAUCAAGAGCAUGCUGGGCAGUUGUCGGCGCGCCUGUGAGCACUGCAUAAAGCAAACUAGGGGAGAAGCCUUUGCGAUCAAUGCUGUUUCUGUAGAGUGUGGCGUGGAACGACUCAAAUUGGUAGCGGCAGGUUUGUAUGAGUGCAUUGAGUGAUGCGCUGUUGAGGUGAUCGACAAUCAUGCAGAGCACUUCAUGUGGUAGUUGCGCGAAGGCAUCUGGCGCUGUUUGGCACGCCAUCCCACUAUAUGGGACUCAAGCGGUAUUGAGCAGCUGCCCUUGAGGAAUUAACGUGAAUGGAAGGAGUCCCAUAAGGCGUUGUAAAUAUUUUGUUGUGUGUUUCUGAAAAGAAAAUCCCCUGAGGUUGUGAUGGUGAAGGUUUGUUUGUGAUGCGAGG
[Torrubiella] hemipterigena is the source of this 5691-nucleotide messenger RNA. The record is from the annotation of a GenBank genome assembly. Lineage: Eukaryota; Fungi; Ascomycota; Sordariomycetes; Hypocreales; Clavicipitaceae.